This is a messenger RNA of Corythoichthys intestinalis (scribbled pipefish), 929 nucleotides long. RefSeq names its product tissue factor pathway inhibitor 2 (gene tfpi2). Gene Ontology annotation, biological process: negative regulation of peptidase activity. Bases 83 to 754 code for a protein of 223 amino acids. Gene Ontology annotation, cellular component: extracellular region. The transcript has 5 exons. Gene Ontology annotation, molecular function: serine-type endopeptidase inhibitor activity. The record is from RefSeq and is a predicted model, not a curated record. Lineage: Eukaryota; Metazoa; Chordata; Actinopteri; Syngnathiformes; Syngnathidae.
UUCCCCCCCUUGUGGGAAACAAAAGACUAUAAAACAGGCGUCUCCUUGCACAGUCGGAGCGACGAACAACACUGGGAGCACAAUGGACUUUAGCUUCUUGGCUUUAUUGGCUUUUUCCUCUUCUUUUUACAAGGCGGUGGCGUUGCACCCUCAAGGUGUGUGCCUCCUCCAAAUGGACGAGGGUCCGUGCAGAGCUGAAAUGAGUCGUUAUUACUACAAUACCAUCACGCAGAAGUGUGAGCUUUUCUACUACGGCGGGUGUCAUGGAAACGCCAACAACUUCAGGAGUUAUCAUGAAUGCCACAAAACGUGUUUUAGAAUACCGAAAAUCCCUCAAACGUGUCGCUUCCCCAUGGAGGAGGGUCCCUGCCGAGCCCUCUUCACUCGCUAUUUUUUCAACAUGACCAGCAUGCAAUGCGAGGUCUUCUACUACGGCGGCUGCCAGGGCAACGACAACCGCUUCCCAGAUCUGGCAUCCUGCAACGAGUACUGCAGCCCACGAAAAACACUUCCUGUAUUGUGCUUGGACCCUCUGGACAAAGGCAAAUGUUCCGCCUCCAUUCCGCGUUACUACUAUAAUAAGAGCACCAAGAUGUGUGAGGAGUUCAUGUACUCAGGAUGCGGUGGGAGCAGCAACAACUUCGUCUCCAGGCAUAGCUGCAUGGACGUGUGUGUUAAAGGAGGGAGAAAAAACAGCGUCAAAGGAAAAAUACGCCGCUUGAGACGAAAUCGCAUCACUUUCUUGCAAGCGUAGACUUAAUGUACACACAAAUACACACAAAACUGUAUUUCCUUGAUUUGAUUCUGACGACAGCAUGGUCUGCUGAAUUUUUUUGUAAGUAUGUAAUGUAUGUUAUAUAUGACUAACUGUGUGAAUCACCGUUUUGUAUAAAUAUCUAUUUUAUAAAGUAUUUUUUUCUAUUUGUUUG